Molecule: messenger RNA, 2955 nt
Organism: Cebus imitator (Panamanian white-faced capuchin)
Lineage: Eukaryota; Metazoa; Chordata; Mammalia; Primates; Cebidae
Product: S phase cyclin A-associated protein in the endoplasmic reticulum
Exons: 22
Coding region: 181-2940 (919 amino acids)
Molecular function (GO): zinc ion binding; nucleic acid binding
Source: RefSeq, a predicted model, not a curated record
CUGAGGGUCACGUGGUGUGCCGGGCAGCCGCCCCGCCUCUCCGAGGCCGCCCCGCCCCGCCCCGCCCCUUUCCCGCCGGGACGCUCGGAGCCGCCCCGAACUGCGCAGGGCGGCCGGCGGAGUCAUACUCCAUGGGUUAUGUGAUAGAUGAUCUUCUUGGCAUAGAAGACAAUUUAAAGAAUGAUGUACCUUAAAAGUGCUCCACUGUUUACUGACAUUUAUCAUGUCUGUUUGUUGAAAAAUCAGCUGAGGUUUAUUGUCACUCCUUUGAAGGCUUCAUUCCAGCGCUCCAAUAGUCAUGACAAAGUAAGGAGAAUAGUUGCAGAGGAGGGUCGUACAGCAAGAAACCUGAUAGCUUGGAGUGUUCCACUAGAAAACAAAGAUGAUGAUGGAAAACCUAAAUGUCAAACUGGUGGAAAAUCUAAGAGGACAGUUCAAGGCACUCAUAAAGCUACUAAACAAAGUACUGCAGUGGACUGUAAAAUAACAUCAUCUACAGCCGGAGAUAAACACUUUGACAAAAGUCCCACUAAAACAAGGCACCCUCGGAAAAUUGAUCUAAGAGCUCGAUACUGGGCAUUUCUUUUUGAUAAUCUUCGCCGAGCAGUAGAUGAAAUCUACGUAACUUGCGAAUCAGAUCAGAGUGUGGUUGAAUGUAAGGAGGUGCUAAUGAUGCUGGAUAACUAUGUAAGAGAUUUCAAAGCAUUGAUUGACUGGAUUCAGCUUCAGGAAAAGCUAGAGAAGACAGAUGCUCAAAGCAGACCAACAUCAUUGGCAUGGGAAGUAAAGAAGAUGUCUCCAGGACGUCAUGUGAUUCCAAGUCCAUCAACAGAUAGAAUAAAUGUAACGUCAAAUGCUCGACGAAGCUUAAAUUUUGGAGGUUCAACUGGCACAGUGCCAGCUCCUCGUCUGGCUCCCACAGGUGUCAGUUGGGCUGACAAGGUAAAGGCUCAUCAUACAGGCUCUACUGCUUCUUCAGACAUAGCAUCCGCCCAGUCUUGCCCACCAAUGACAGUGCAGAAGCCUUCACGCAGAAAUGAACGAAAAGAUGCUGAAGGAUGGGAGACUGUUCAGCGAGGAAGGCCUAUUCGUUCUCGAUCAACAGCUGUGAUGCCAAAAGUUUCAUUGGCAACAGAAGCUGCAAGAUCAAAGGAUGACAGUGAUAAAGAAAAUGUAUGUCUUUUACCUAAUGAAAGCAUACGGAAAGGUGAAUUUGUUGGAGAUGGAUCUUCUGAUACUAUAGAAUCUCAUCCCAAAGACUCAUUACACUCUUGUGACCAUCCUCUUGCCGAAAAAACGCAGUUCACAGUGACUACAUUGGAUGAUGUGAAGAAUUCUGGCAGCAUUCAAGACAAUUAUACACCAACUUCUGAAAUAUCUACUGUCCACAUUGAUACAGAGUGUGUUUCAGUUACGCAGCAAGCUAGUACACCUCCUUUGCAAGUAAAUGAAGAAAAAUUUCCAGGAGAGAAAGCAAGAAUAGAAAAUGAAAUGGACCCUUCAGAUAUUUCAAAUGUGAGUGCUGCUAACUUGUCCAUGGCAGAAGUCCUUGCUAAAAAAGAAGAGCUAGCAGAUCGUCUAGAAAAGGCCAAUGAAGAAGCCAUUGCUAGUGCUAUUGCUGAAGAAGAACAGUUAACUAGAGAAAUUGAAGCUGAAGAAAACAAUGAUAUUAACAUUGAAACGGACAAUGACAGUGAUUUUUCUGCCAGUAUGGGCAGUGGGAGUGUAUCUUUCUGUGGUAUGUCCAUGGACUGGAAUGAUGUCCUUGCAGAUUAUGAAGCUCGUGAGUCUUGGCGCCAAAAUACAUCCUGGGGGGACAUUGUAGAAGAAGAACCUGCUAGACCUCCAGGACAUGGAAUUCACAUGCAUGAAAAACUUUCUUCACCCUCUCGUAAAAGAACAAUUGCAGAAUCUAAGAAGAAACAUGAAGAAAAACAAAUGAAAGCACAGCAGCUAAGGGAAAAAUUACGUGAAGAGAAAACAUUAAAGCUUCAGAAAUUGUUAGAAAGGGAGAAGGAUGUCCGGAAGUGGAAGGAAGAAUUACUAGAUCAGCGACGCCGGAUGAUGGAAGAAAAAUUACUUCAUGCUGAAUUUAAGCGAGAAGUGCAAUUACAAGCAAUUGUGAAAAAAGCACAAGAAGAAGAAGCUAAGGUAAAUGAAAUUGCCUUUAUAAAUACCCUUGAAGCCCAGAACAAACGCCAUGAUGUUUUAUCAAAAUUGAAGGAAUAUGAACAGAGGCUGAAUGAGCUACAGGAAGAGCGUCAGAGAAGACAGGAAGAAAAGCAAGCACGUGAUGAAGCUGUGCAGGAACGUAAGAGAGCUCUAGAGGCAGAACGGCAGGCCCGGGUGGAAGAAUUGUUGAUGAAGAGGAAAGAACAAGAAGCUCGAAUUGAACAGCAGAGGCAAGAAAAAGAAAAAGCCCGUGAGGAUGCAGCCCGGGAAAGAGCUAGAGACAGGGAAGAACGAUUGGCAGCACUCACAGCCGCUCAACAAGAAGCUAUGGAAGAGCUACAGAAAAAAAUUCAGCUCAAGCAUGAUGAAAGUAUUCGAAGGCACAUGGAACAGAUUGAACAAAGAAAAGAAAAAGCUGCUGAGCUAAGCAGUGGGCGACAUGCAAAUACUGAUUAUGCCCCCAAACUGACCCCAUAUGAAAGAAAGAAGCAGUGCUCUCUCUGCAAUGCCCUGAUCUCUUCAGAGGUAUAUCUUUUUAGCCAUAUUAAAGGGAGAAAACACCAGCAAGCUGUGAGAGAGAAUAGCAGCAUCCAGGGGCGUGAACUUUCAGAUGAAGAAGUGGAGCAUCUUUCCUUGAAGAAGUAUAUUAUUGACAUUGUGGUUGAAAGCACAGCUCCAGCAGAUGCUUUGAAAGAUGGGGAAGAGAGGCAAAAAAAUAAAAAAAAAGCCAAGAAGAUAAAAGCUCGGAUGAACUCCAGGUACUCUUAAAAACAAAUACUCUUA